Porites evermanni is the source of this 6686-nucleotide messenger RNA. The record is from the annotation of a GenBank genome assembly. Lineage: Eukaryota; Metazoa; Cnidaria; Anthozoa; Scleractinia; Poritidae.
CCAGUAGCGCCAUUUCAAUGCAGUUGUUUGUAUUGUAGAAGUUUCCUGCUUUCAGUGCAGUCGUUCGAACGGUCAAAUUUUGUUGAGUUGAGUGCUGAAAGCGUUCUGCUGUGGGGCGAAGGCACUCUGUGAAGCUUUAAACUUAAAUAAGCUGUUCUCUAACGACGCAGCUGCUCAAACUCCUGUGUACUUAUGGUUGUCAUCACUAUCCGUUCGAUUCGUACAUGAUAUAGCGAUAUGAAAUCAUCAUCGCAAACGACGGUAAGAAACUAUUAUCACGAUUUUCUAUCACAUAUUUUUUUCUCAGUUCGUUUUCGGUUCGGAAAUAUCAGCUCUUAAAAGUUUAACAUAUUAGUUUAGUGAUGUAUGUUUUGGAUGAACUCCUGUCGCCUUGUAAAUUCUAAUUUUUUUUCAUCCAUUCGUUUAUAAGCUUACAUGCGAUUAGCAAGACCUGCAGUUGGUAAACGGGUCCUUCAUUUGACUUGUCACUCUCUUAUGAAUUAGCUGAAAAUUGAUUUCUGCAUUUAUAUUUGCGCGUUUUUGACGUAAUCUUCUUGGGAAAUGAUCAAUUGCGAAAUUGACAAAGGUACGAAAUUCUAAGAUUUCGUUUCAUUAAUGUGUAAGUCCUGUCUUCAAAUAUCUUAUCUUUCUUUUUCUCUAGAACAUUGACAAAAUGGGCAAAACCCGAUGCUUGACGGCUGCUGGGCGUUUAUCGUUCCAAAACGAUGCUCAUAUCCGAAAAGUGCUGGAAGCCCUCAACGAGCAACGGGAAAGCGAGCGCUUCUGUGAUGCAGUUGUGAAAGUUGGUGGCAGGGAGAUGAAAUGUCAUCGCUCUAUUUUGGCCGCUGCAAUUCCUAAACUGCUAGAAAAUCAAAGCGAGACAGAGGAGACCGUUUUAACAGUGGCCCUGGAAGGUUUGGAUUCUACUGCAGUGGAAGUAUUGAUCGAGUUCGCGUACACCGCUCAGCUAAACGUGUCUGCGGAAACUGUUCUCGGCGUUUAUCACGCAUCGAAAUUUCUAGGCAUGAAAGACGUUCAAGACUCUUGCGAGCAGUUUAUUGAAGAGAAAAUUCUUCCCUUAGAUUGGAGGACUGUGAGAAGCUUCGCCGAGCAACAAAGAUGCGCUAAUUUGCUGACCGCAGUCGAUAAAUUCAUCGAAAAACACGUGGAGGAAAUUUAUCACAACAAAGAUUUCUUCCAGUUGCCGCGUCUUCAAGUCGAACUCGCCACCACUCGAAAGAGACAGAACGAGAGCAUCGAUUCCGAGAAGCUCUGUAAUGUCGCCAUAAAGUGGGCUCAUAAACAACUGGAGGUGAGGAACUUAAAAAAGCCAUAGUUUAGUAGUUGAUUAUUUUUCUUGCACCUCCAUGUUACGGGAUAUACGACCGCAGAAAAUAAGCCCCCACAGCGCGCGCGCACUUUUGAAAUUUUGAGUUAUCGUUUAAACAGACUUUCCCAUAUUUCGAUAGGUUUGAAAUUUUAAGUUUUAAAGUUUUUUUUGCGGGGGUUUCAAGUUCGCUUUUUAAAGUCAGAACAGUAAAUAAUACUUAUAUGUGGUGCAUUCUAUGAGAGUUUCACGGGAAAGCGUUUUUUUCCGCGCGGGAAGUUUAGUGAUAUCAGACUUUCUAUAUUACAUACCGGAAGCAAACAGGGUGCACAAAAUACGUGACUCGAUUUUCGUUCCUUUACUCGAACGAAGUGAAACCUCAUUUUUUUACAAAUAUUCAGCAAGUUGGAUUAUCUUCUGUCAUUAGUUAGACGACCUAUUGUUUUCUGCAAACAAUUAGAUUGUUGAAGUUUUGUACUUGUCUUUCAUUUUUCUGUGGUAAACAACGUGAAUAAUUUUCAGAAAGUGCUCCUACACAACUAAUUUUUGUAACCAGUGCAUUUUUUAGUUUAGGUGUAUUAUUCCCUUUCCUUUGAACCUUUUUCAUGACGCUUAGAAUGCCCUGACAACUAAUUUACAUCAUAGCAAGACAUUGUGAUGGAAAGCAAUAUGUCAUAGUUCGUGAAAAUUGUCUUUCCAGUCUGUUUAAUAUUUAUGUCACUUUUCACUAUUUCAUUGACUUGUAUCAUAAUUUGAAACCUUCCAUGGCUAAUUAUGGACCAUUUCACCUACAAAUACAAAGUAGCAAUUCAAAUGUUUUAUUCGAAUAAAACAUAAACCCCUAUCUUUCAAAUGUGAGAAAGUUCUUAAAAUGUUUGCUCCAUGUUUACGUAAAUCCAACUGGUCAACAUACGAUACCUACAUGGUGGACUCGAAAAUAUUCUCUACCUUACCCCAUCUCACAUUGUACAAUGUUUUUGUUUUCUGGUGAGAACUCAGUGGACCCGACAUCUAAUUAGUGUGUCCUUGUGACAGAUAAGUAAUUGGAAUAAUUUUUAUCAGCUUCAUUUUCACCUCUGUCAUCUUGUUAAUAAAGGUAGCCUUCUUCGUAGUAAAUUAUGUAAAUGAUUCCAUUUGUUUCAAAACUGUUCUUUUCUUAGCUGCACUCCAUAAAACGGAAACAUUUUAAGGUUAACAGUUAUGUCUGGGCCCUUUCAAUGUAUUUUUUUUAUAACAAGCAGGAAAAAUGUUAUUAUCUGUCAUUCUUGAGACAUUCCUGAUGAGGUACUCUAUACUAGAGGAAUUGCUAUUUAAAUAAAUUAUUAUUUUUAUUUGGUUACUUUUACAGGAAGGGGAUAUAAGCUUAACAGUGUUACUGGAAAAAACCCACAUCAUGUUCCUCACUUCCGACGGUGAGCUGAAAGAGUGUACCAUGGAAGAUCUUUACUCAAAUGAUGAAAAGUCUGAACUAAUCACAACAGAAGCUCAGAGGGAGUACAUCCGAUAUACGUGUACUUCACAGGAACAGCUGUCCAAACAUGAGGCAAACAGCAGUGAAGACGAGGAGGAAUUGAUAGUUCUUCUUGAAAACAAUAAUAACAAGAAGAGGCAGUCUUGGAUAGUGGAGAAGGAUUUCCGUUUGAUUGGUGCUGUCCAGACUAGUGACAAUGGCUGUACGGGAUUGGCAGUUGUCGGAGGAUUGUUGGUGGCGAUAUCAAUACAUUCACAAACCCAGUACUGCUCCAAUAGCUCAGACUCUGGCGACUCGUCAUCUGGAGAAGAGUGGGUUCUGAUAGCCCCAAUGAACAGAGGUGUGUACAAGCUUCUAAUUGCAAGAGUUUCCCUGGGUAAUGUAUAUGCAUUAUUGACCAAGUGUGAGGUCAAGAUGCUGGAUAUUGGACAAGUUCUUUGUAUUCGGCCAUCUUGACCGAACAAGCUAGGUCAAUAAAGGAUUUAUUAUAUGGCCAAAAAGAGAACUUUUACUCUGUAGGUUACAUACAAAUUGCGUGAUUUUUAAGUUCAAUGUCAAACUGCUUUUGAGUGUCGUCAUUUUCUUCACAACAAUGUAUAAUAAUUUUUAAGAUUUGGAUUUUGUGAUUUCGGGACUGAUCAAGGUCUCAGUAAGUGUUGUCAGCUCCAAGCAAAUCACUUUCCUUGACCUUGUUUAUUCUGGACUUCUCAAGAACCUCAUCCAGUAGUUGUUUAAUCACACCAUAGGACUCAAAAGUGAGAACUACAUACAGAACAAGUAGUACCAUGUCAAAGGCUUCCUGAAACGUUAAUAGCCAAACCAUGCAUGCAGGAUUUCAGCUACAACACCAAAUGUUAGAAUUGUCUCAAGUUUCUCUAUAGAUGACACUGCAAUAGAAAAAAAAAAAUGUUUCAGACUCAGCUGUACCUGUUCAUGUGGUCUGUAUUGAUCCUAUGACUGGCCACUUUGAAAAGCCUAAGGUCACCAAACAUUGUAGACCCUUUAACUCCUGAGAGUGAUCAACAUCAAUUUUCUCCUUACAAAAUUGAUACAUAAUCAAGAUAAAAGGUGAUGGGAACUAAUAAAAUGGUCAUCUAAGGGAAAAUGAUUCACUCUUUUAUCAAAUUCUCUCAACUCAUUCUUUAGCAAAACAUAUGGAGAUCAGUCUGGAGAAUUUGUAUGUGGAUCUUAGAGCUUAAAAAAAUAAGAGCUGUCUUUUUUCUCUGACAUUUCCAGGUCGCUGUAGCGUGGGAGCAGUCAAUCUCAAUGGAAAACUGUAUGCAAUUGGUGGCUAUGACCGAGGUGACUGCCUGAACACCGUGGAACUGUAUGAUGCACAGGUCAACGAGUGGAUGCCUGUCACCAACUUGAAUUCUUCCAGAGGAAGGCUGGAGUCUGAAGUGGUAAACGGCAAGGUGUAUGCCAUUGGUGGCUCAAAUGGACACACGGAACUCAGUACAGUCGAAACAUAUGAUGAAACUACAAACACCUGGACUUUUGCACCAUCCAUGCUGCAGUGCCGUUGCAACUUUGGAACUGGGGUGAUCAAUGGACGCAUCUAUGCUGUUGGGGGCUAUGAAGGUCCCAGGAACCUGAAAAGUGUUGAAAUGUAUGAUCCUGUGACAAAAGAGUGGAGGAGAGUUGCACCCAUGAACACUGAAAGAAACAACUUGUGCGUGGAAGCUUUGGAUGGCAAGCUAUAUGCUGUUGGGGGCUACAAUGGAUGGACAUGUUUCAAUACUGUGGAAUGCUAUGACCCUGAAGAAAAUCAUUGGUCUUUGAUUCCACCAAUGAAGAUUGCCCGCCGCGGUGCUGGUGCUGCAGUCCUUCACGGCAAGUUGUAUGUGAUUGGUGGUUAUGAUGGGACAAACUUCCUUAACAGUGUUGAGUGCUAUGACCCCUCCACAAAUGAAUGGAAACAUGUGGCCAGUCUUAAUACCUCUCGUCACAAUGUAACGGCAGUUGUCAUCGGUGACCACAUUUACGCAGUGGGUGGGUUUGGUGGCUCUUCAUUCUUGAACUCCCUUGAAUGCUAUGACCCCAAGAGUGACAAGUGGUACUGUUUUGUAAAUUGCAAACAUUAAAGAAACUAUUGGGAACCUUUCAUGUACAUUUAGAGUGAUCGUGGUGCCAUUCAGAUUUUUCUUUUUAAGAACAGCAGCUCUGUUGUUGGCUGUUUUGUGAAAGAGUGCCAUAAAUGGUAAUGAUGAUUAUUUAUGUUAUUUAAAUUUUUAAAAGUUCUUAAAAAAACGUAUUUGAAUUAUUGAAGGACCUGGUUGGAUAAGGGGGUAGAGUACAAUCCAUUCUGCCUUCUAUUUGGUUUAAAAUUAUUGACCAACAAAUUGUUAUUGAAGAGAAUUAAUUCUGUUAACUAUUUUUAAGGAAAAAAGCUUUUGAAUUAGCUAAGCGUGCUAAAUGAAGUCAGAGAUUGAAAUUUCGGCUCUGAUUAGUUACCACCAAGGAAAUAUUGUUAUUUUUCUUGUUUGGCUUGAUGUGGUAUAAUUUUAUGCUAAGGUACACAUCUGUUCUUUGUUUUGCAUAUUUUUCUUUGGAAAUAUUUACAGACUUGCCUUUUCUCUUUGAUGUCUGGUCAGUAACUAUGCUAAAUGUAGAUUUGGUGAAUUUUUUUAGCAAAAUUGUAAGUAAAGUUUCAAAUGGCAAUACCAUCCAACCAGAAUAUCUCCUUCAAGAAAAAUACAAUGUAAAGAUGACAAACAGGGCCAAGUUCUUUGAAGGACAAUUAGCGCAAAUCUGGGGCUAGCAAAUUAGCCCAGGAUUUUAGCUUACCUGCUUCAAACACCUUAGCCCAGAAGUUUAAUGAUUAUUUAAUGAUUAAUUUAUUAAGUGGAAAAGCAGUAGAUGAGCUCAACUUUUAACUUAAUUUUUCUACAAUUUUUUAUUAGCAUUCCAAGAUUUUGUUCCAGUUCAAUUUUUUAUGUACUGCAGUAAUAAAAUCUUUUAAUCUUAAUAAAGGGAAUGUAAAAACCAAGGAAACCAUAAUAUUGCAUCUGUUACAUAUAUGUUUAUUUCUUUGGUUGAAGCAAGACAGCUGAGCCUGCUUGCUGCUGACAAGGCAAACAAACAAGAAAUGAGACAAAAAGCCUUCAACGUUGUGGUUGAACAGCCUCUGAAUGUUGUUUCUGCCAAAGUCAUUUUAUCAACUUAAUCUUUUUUCAACUCAAUACAUUUUUUUAUGGUACCAUUGAUGAUAAUAUACAAAUCAAGACCUUUUCUCCUUGUUGGUCAGUCCUCUUAUUUUUUUGAUAACGCAGAGAUUUUUUGUAAGGAGAAGUUCAUCACUGCCCAUUUGUUUGAGCCUGUGAGGUUAGAGGUUCUAUUUUAUCAGAGUUCUCAUUUUUUCUUCACUUUAGAGAAUAAAAGUAAAGUGUGUGAGAUUGUUUCUAAAUUUUGUUGUUGAAAAUACAUUAAGUGUGAGGUUACAUUAAAUUAUUUAAGAUACUUUUUACAAUUUUCUUUGAUUGACCUUUUGAACUCCACCAGAAGAAUGACAAUAGAAUUGUCAUAUUUUAAUCAGAAAGUACAACUAGUUAAGGGCAAGUGGAGUAAUGCUUAAAGAAGUGAGCCCUGCUGUAUAUCAUUUUGUAGCUAAUUUUUUAUUUUAGUUAGUUUUUGGAUAAAUUAUGGUAAUGUAUGCUAAUGAAUUUGAAACAAGGGAAAAACAAAAAUUAACUGAAAUAAAAAAUUAACUACAACUUAUACAUACAUGAUGAACAAAUCUUUCAUUUAGUUACCACUGUGUGCGAGAUUAAAAUAUGGCAAUAAAUUUAGUGUUGUGAGCAGAUGUUUUUAUUUGUGUGCAUGGACUGAGUACAGCAGAAUCAAGCAAGGAAACAAAAGGUUCUACUGGCUGGGUUAGCCUGUUCCAGG